AAGCGCAAGCGGCGGCCAGGAGAAGAACGAUAUUAUGCUGUGAGGGCUGGUCGCGUCCCCGGCGUGUAUACGACCUGGAUGGAGUGCCAGGCGAACAUCAACGGAUUUGGAGGCGCGGUUUACAAGGCCUUUCCUACUCGUGAAGAGGCAGCACUCUUUGCAGCCGGGAAGAAUCCGAACCCCGACUCGAACCCCAGCCGCUUCUACGCUGUCGCCGUGGGCAAGCACCCUGGUAUCUACACCGAGUGGGCCGAUGCCCAGGCUGCAUACACGGGCGUCAAGGCGCCCAAGUACAAGAGGUUCGAUACUCGCGAGGCGGCAGAGCAGUGGAUGCAGACAUUUCCCCCCACGACACCUUCUUUCCUUGAUGAUGACGCUCCAGACCGAGAAGAGGACGACGACGAGGACGACGAUGAGGACGAGGACGAUUUCCUGAUGCCCUCUGGCAAGAAGGUCAAGACCGGUAUCGAGCUGUCUCUCGGCGGCAAUAUGGAAUUCGGCCUGGAGGAGGUGUACACGGACGGUAGUGCCCUUUCCAAUGGCCAAGAAGGUGCUGUGGCGGGGGUCGGGGUGUUCUUUGGUGACAGGGACCCGAGAAACAUCUCUGAGCGCCUGCCCGGCGACGUUCAGACCAACCAGCGAGCCGAGCUGACAGCAAUCAUCCGAGCGCUGCAAUCUGUGCCCCCUCAGCGAGGUGUCCUAAUCUGGUCUGAUUCCACGUACGCAAUCAAGUGUGUGACGGAUUGGUUCAUCAAGUGGGAAGCGAAUGGCUGGAAGACACACAAAGGUCCUGUUCAAAACCGUGACCUGGUCGAACUGGCUCUCCAGGAGAUCCGUAAGCGUGACGCCCUCGGCACCAGAACGGUUAUCAAGUGGAUUAAGGGCCACGAGGGCAAUCGAGGCAACGUGGAGGCAGACGGGCUUGCCGUCAAGGGCGCCAACGAG
Messenger RNA from Cryphonectria parasitica EP155, 945 nucleotides. RefSeq lists its product as uncharacterized. The record is from RefSeq and is a predicted model, not a curated record. Gene Ontology annotation, biological process: DNA replication, removal of RNA primer. The annotation marks the transcript as partial. Gene Ontology annotation, molecular function: RNA-DNA hybrid ribonuclease activity; magnesium ion binding; nucleic acid binding. Lineage: Eukaryota; Fungi; Ascomycota; Sordariomycetes; Diaporthales; Cryphonectriaceae. The transcript has 3 exons.